Helicoverpa armigera (cotton bollworm) is the source of this 8309-nucleotide messenger RNA. RefSeq lists its product as uncharacterized. Gene Ontology annotation, cellular component: cytosol. The transcript has 18 exons. Gene Ontology annotation, molecular function: protein binding. The coding region runs from base 313 to 6573 and encodes 2086 amino acids. The record is from RefSeq and is a predicted model, not a curated record. NCBI's taxonomy places the organism in Eukaryota, Metazoa, Arthropoda, Insecta, Lepidoptera, Noctuidae.
AAUACGUCCCAGUUUCGCGCCCGUCUAGUACUAGACAAGUCGACUUUAUCAUUCAUUCCCCUCAUUUUGCAUUUCCUUGGUCCAAUUCACAUAUCUAAUCAUGUAUUAUCUUAUCGUACUUUGUUGUUGUAGCAAUUUCACACAAACUCCAUUGAAGUUAGUCCACACGCACCUCUUCGUUUCUAAAUAUGUGUUAAACAUGUUAUCCUUUCCUGCAAAGAGUGUCUUGUGUACAUUUUCGUGACUCACGACGAGGUAUUCCACAUUUUAAGUUACAUUAACAACGAGCGUCAUUUCAUUAUUGUGUUUAACAUGGCCGGUACUAUUAGUGAUAGUGAAAAAACAGUGCAGUGCUGCAAUUAUAAAAACGGUUUUGAUUUAAAUAUAAGCGAUGUUCGCUACAGUUUCCAAAGGAGUUGGGUUAAAACAAAGAAGUUUGGUAGCAGAGUCUUAGGGGCUAAUAGUUUACGAAGAGGGGCUGGUGUUAAUGUGCAAGACGAUAAUGGUUAUACACCACUUCAUCAAGCAUGUUUGAAUGGUCACAGAGACAUAGUCCGCGUCCUAUUGGCAGCAGGGGCGUCACCAUGCAUGGUGGACAAGAAAGGCGCCACGCCUCUUCACCUGGCCGCGUUCAACGGUGACACAGAAGUCUGCUGGAUGGUCCUCACUCACAAGAACCCUUCCGUUAACAUCGAUCAGCUGACAUCAGCCCACGAAACAGCACUACUGAUAGCAGCCCAGUUCGGCUUCGUGAAUGUGGUGGCUCAACUGGUGUCUCUAGGCGCUGAUGUGACCAUCAAGAACAAUAACGAUGAAAGCCCUUUGGAUCUCGCUGCUCAGUAUGGCAGGUUGGCGGUGGUACAGCACCUACUGAAAGUGCGUCCGCAUUUAGUUGAUCAGUACCGACACGCCAACUGCCGGGAUGUGGUCUUCACAACAACACCAUUGCACAGAGCCAGCAAAACCGGGAGAAAGGACGUGGUAACAGCCCUCAUAGACGCCGGAAUGGACCCCAACGUCCGAACUCACAGUGGAACUCCCCUACACGAAGCCGCUCGCUUCGGCAAACCCUCAGUGGUCCGCAUACUCUUAAACAAAGGCGCAGACCUUCAUGCUCAGGACUCGAACCGUAAAACCGUAUAUGACCUCCUCGCUGAGUACCCUGAAGAAGCGACAGUGAAAGUCAGGAAAGUCAUACGAGGUAUGUUCGAAGCAGAAUAUGAGAACCUCAUGGGCAAUUUUGACAGCGACAAAGAAUUACCACCGUUCCCCGUACAAGACUACAGUCCCGACGCCGUAAUGACAACGACAGAGACCCAGAAAAAUACUAACAAUAACGAAAGCUUUUUAUCUCCAUCAUCAUCGUCUCUAACCAAAAGUCACCCUCAAAGUUUUGUUAAAAAGCUUGCUUCAAAAUGCUUGGGCCUGAAAGCCAAGUUUAAUUCAGCUCCUAACAUCUCUAACAAUUCAGCGGAAGUCGAUGUUAAUAAAUCUAAACAAACGGAUAACAAAAGCAAUUCAAACACCUUGCUUAUUGGGAAUAGUAAAUUCUUUAAAAUGUUGUCGAAAAAGGAGGAAUCUGGUGAAAUAGUAUGUAAUGAUGAAUUUGACACUAUAUCACUAGAUCGUUUAGGUACACUCAACAGAGAUUCUGCGGUAAACAGAAGUAAUAGGAGCUGUCCUGGAUUUAAAACAUCUUUGCCUAAUAUAUCGGAAAAUAAUGAACUCAGCGAUUCGGAAAGUUCCAUUCCCGACUCUGUGAUAAUAACAGAAUUAGACUGUCACAAAAGUAACAAAGAAUUAAACGUUAAUGAAGCUGUUAAUAAUACAAUGAAACUAAAUAUAUUUGAACCCAGGGAAGCAAAUAACAGACGAUCAGUAACAUCUGUCGUGUCUGCAGAAUCUACUAAUUUAGUGAAUGAAUGCUACGAGCCAUAUGAGUUUUCUAAAGCGAAUACUGGUGGUAGUAUCAAGAAAUUAUCCCUUCCAAAGCCUCCUCCGAGACCAACAGUAAGGGCUGGAACAAAUAGUACUGAAAAUAUUUAUGAAAACGUCGUUAUGGAGAUUAAAACUAUACCGAAACCUGCUGCACGAAUUCACAUUCCAGUAAAACCACUCGAUGAAGUUGAAAAGAAAGUUUUGUAUGAAAAUAUAUCAGUCAUUCAGGAUAAGAAACCAGAGCCCGUCAAACGAACUUUUAUUUCGAAAAAACUCAGUCGUGAGAGUUUUGAUGAAAAAUCUUCUAUUCAUAGUAGAUCUUCAAGCUUAUCGUCGGAUUCGAUGAUCGAUGAAACUAAUCUAGAGGAUAUUUUACUAUCUGAAAAAUCAAAGUCUUUUCGACCUCGUAAAGCUUCUUCUUAUUCCACAUCGAAAUCUCAACUCUCCAGAGCUCAGUCAAAUGCGUCAGAUUCUUCAGAUUUGACUGAGGCCAGUGCAUUAGAAAAUGUGGAUUGUAGCGGUGAUGCAGAAGAAACGCCUUUGUACUUGUCCAUGACUGGGACCCUGCCAAAUAAGAAAACAGAUAGAGUUGGUAGUAAGAAAGUUCUGUUUAGACAUAAAACGUUUACCAACAUUGAAGUAGAUAGAAAUUCGGUGAAAGUUCGAGACUUACCCCAGUGGAACAAUACGUUUUUGAAGGAAACUUUAGCUCAUUAUCAUAUAAGAGGUACUGGUCACUGCAUCUAUAAUGCACCUACAGUCCAAGAGUUUAUUUACAUUUUCAACAGGGACACUCUUUAUAGCGAUGUGCCACCGUUUACUAAAGUUCCAAACGACAAACGAGACAGCUAUUUUGAAACAGCUAUUUGCUUUUGUAGGCCCAGACCCCGUAAAUUUCACAGUAGUGCUGAAGAUCUUUUAGAUAAAACUAAUCAAGCUGAAGAUGGAAAAGUAAGCAUUGAUUUUGAAGCACUUAGAAACAGAAGUGAAUUGGUAUCUUCGUCAUUUAAGUGUUACUGUGAUUCAGGAGCCUGCACGUUACAUUCAAACAGGCGUGAUUCACCUAUUGACUUAGUUGUUAAAUUCUCUGCUAUUAAAAAGAGUAUUUCAACGCCAGAUAUAACAUUAGAUUCAUCUCCUUAUUCGACAGCAUCCAAACCAUACUUGCCGAAAAAUAAGUCGGUGCCUAGCAACUUAGAAGAACCAUAUGCUGUAGUUAGUCUUGAUGAUAUUAUCGCGAGAAAUUCAAAUCAAAGUGACAAGAAAAAUGAGUUAGAAAGCCCGGUUUACGCUACAAUGUCUCACCCCUCUACUCUUUCAUCGUCUUCGUCUGCACGUCCUUAUUCAAUAAAGGAUAUUGCAGAAGCGAUAUCAUUAAACGAUCAUUCAACAUCGACCGCCUCUACUCUAUCUCACGCUUCUGGUUUGCACUUGCCUGUAAGGAAAUCGAGCUCCUCGGAAUAUUCCGGUCAAUGGUCACUUCACACCUGUAGUUCUAACGUCACUAUCAAAUCUGAUGCGUCAUUCAAGUCGUGUAUGGAAGACUCUUCAGAUGAUUCGGAUGAUGGUACCUUGCAUUCGGACGAGGAAGUUUCUGAUGCAGAAACUGUGAAAUCAGAAGUAAGCACAGCAAAAAGGCCGUGGGUUCACAGUGACUCUUUCAGAUUUGGAAGUAAUUCUAAACCUGAAAUUGAUGUUAUCGUAGAGGAAAAUACUUAUGAGGAUAAAUCGGUUUCUUCUUCGAAAUAUGAAAGUGGUAUCUGCUUAGAAGGAUCUGAAAAUUCGUCGUCUGAGUGCGAGGAUGAUAGUGGUAUUCCGAGGGCCGAUGCAGAUGUGUCGCUUGAUUGUGCUUCGCUUGAGCGGGAAUCGGGAUUGGUCGGGGGUGUUCGCAGCGGGUCGGGGCGACGGCGUUGGGACGAGACGGAGGGGACGAGCGAAGGCGAUGCGCUGAGCGUGUCCAGUGCAGCCUCUAGCUGUGCGCCUCUACUUUUGGCGCACCAUCACCACGAAUACAGCAAAGUUUCGCCCACCCCUCCCAAGAAACCUCCACGGAGGAACCUGUCAGUGUCCCCCACCCACGCCAACUCCCCUUCAUCGGGGUACAGCUAUGAGCUGAGGCCUCACGCAAGGAGUCAGGACGAUUUGGACGACAUACAGGGUGCUAAACACUACCUCAAACACGGUCGGUCGGUGGACCAAUACGUCGACGGCAAACUAUCCUACUCAGAAUACGAGGAGAAUCACAACUCUCCUAGAGUAGUCCCAGUUCCUAACCCUCGGCCAAGCCUCAAACACCGCUCACAACCAGUCGCUAUCACGGCUAUGUACGAAAACGUCGCCAUAAAAGAACAAAACCCCAGAAGAAAACUCAGAAGGAACAACUUCGUACCCUCACAAGACAACUAUGAACAGAGAAUGAACGACAACAGAGUCAGAAAGUACUCAAACCAAGAGAAGUCUUCCUUAGAAAGUUUGUUAGACGAUCAGUCGAUGAACAGUCCGAGCGACUGUGAGCGGUAUUAUGAGGGGAAGAGGGCCUCUAUUCCGUUGUCGCCGACGCAUUACGAACAGCCACCGACCCCUGACCAUCCGCCUCCUUCGGCCAAACAGGCUGAGAACUGCAUACAUGAAAGGAUUCGGCCUUUGAGCCAGGAAUACAAGAGAAGAUCAGUCCUUCGGGACAGUCAGACGGAGACUGAGGUGAACCUGCUCAGAGCUGCAUCAGCGGCGUCGGUAGCCAGUGGAGCUACUGAUAGGAGCGGCAAUACUGACAACUGCGUCGAAGAGUACGUGUGUGAUGUGCCUUUUGCUGGCCUCUUCAAAGGCUCAACAACAACGCUAGACGGGAUCGGACUGCGGCCGAUGCCAGCAGAACGACCCAAGACGUUGAGAAAGCUGAAGUCAGUAUACGACGCGUCCCCGACUGAGCCACCCCCACCACCUCCUACGAACUUAAGCAGCAAUGGACAGGCUCCGGAGAGGAACGUCAACGGAGUGGAAGACGAAGUUAGGAGACGUAGUAAUACUACCAGCUCGACGCAGAGUGGGGAUAAGUCGCUCUCUAUACUUAGUCCGUUUGAUGAGCAGGAGGAAUGGGCAAAGAUCUCAGAAAUAAUGGCAUCGUUUGGCAGCAAGCUCGUGAGGGAAUCCGUGUUUGUGUCAGAACUAGAACAGGAGUUCACUUCAAGACUUGGUCUGAGUUGCUCCGAGUCUAGUCUGAGUCCAUCUGUGGCUUCGAAUCUUGGACUUUGGCUGUCUGGCAUGGGAUUACAUGAUUAUGAGACGCUGUUCUUAGAAAGUGGCUAUGAUGAUAUCGAUUUUGUGAACGGUAUCCUAGACGAAAACGACCUCCGAGAAAUGGGUAUAGAAGAACACGAUAGACAAAAAAUACUAGAAUCAGCUAAACAAUUACCUCUUAAAAUAACUGAAAUAAGCAAUAAUCAUAACAAUAACAAUAUAAGUAAAAGCCAAAACGAAUCUGUAGAAGAAUGGCUAAGAAAUAUUAACUUAGAGCAAUAUAGUGAUACUUUUAGAAAACAUUUGUAUGUAGAUAUGGAUAGAGUGAAAAGAAUUUGGGAAGUAGAACUGACUGCAGUACUGGAAAUACAGAAGGCUGGACAUAGGAAAAGGAUUCUGGCAUCAGUUUCUGGACAGCACAAUGGACCGGCUAAUCAUAUGGAAGAUAUCAAUGCUGAUCUCAAUACUUUGAAGAGCAACAUACAGCAGCUGAAAGAAGAAAUCAAAGAGAAGUUACCACCUUCAGAAAACUUAAAACCUGUGCCACCUCCCGUGGUACCAACCUUGGCGCCCCCUGGUGGCGAAACCUUAAAACGUAGCAAAAAGAACAGGCCUGCUCCUCAACCGCCAAGACCUUCGGACUUGGAGAUCAGAGCACCUUCGGAAUUGCUGGUCGGAGUGCCUGGAGCGCUGAAGACUCAGUGGAAGCAUCAGCCAUUUGUGCUGGUCACAGGGGCUGUGACUUAUGUAGCUAAUUACCUAGGAUCAACCGUAGUGAAAGAGCUUCGAGGCACGGAGUCUACGAAGAAAUCCAUACAGAAGCUGAAGAAGUCUACCAAAGAACCGAGAGACUCCCCGGACAUCAUCCUCUCUAUCAGCUAUAGAGGCGUCAAGUUCCUAAACACUAUUACCCGGGAGUUGGUAUGCGAGCACGAGAUCCGCAACAUCCAUUGCGCGUGUCAGGACGCAGAUGACCUGACUCACUUCGCCUACAUCACUAAGGACCACACCAGCCGAAGCCAUUACUGUCACGUCUUCAGAGUCGCUACCAUGGAUCAAGCGACAGAAGUAAUUCUGACACUCGGCGAGGCUUUCGAAGUAGCUUACCAAAUGGCACUAAGGGAGCAAUCGAACAGAACCAGAGUGACUCAAUCCUUAGCUAAGACUCCAACUCACGACCCGAUGACCACGUCUAACAAGGAGAAACCUAAUGUCAACCACGGCAGAUCACAUUCCAUAACCGAGAUUAAGUUAAACGGACAUCAGUUGAAGAUCGCACCACUCCCUGCUUCGCUGUCUAAUGAAGAUUUUCAAGCAGCUACAAGGAACUCUGAUGGCUCUAAAAGUCCUAGAACCCCACUCCUCAAGGCUCCCAUAGCGUCUACCGAAGAAUUGUGAAAGCAAAGGUAUUGUUAACUAUACUGUUUAAGAUCAGUUUCGUAAAUUGAUAUAGUAAUAGUUGAAGUAAAUUUUGAAGUUUUUGAUGUUGAUUAAUUUGGCUAAAAUGUUCAUGGAAUUGUCUUCCCGGAAGAUAAGCUUCCUAUUAUAAUGGAAAUAUUAAAUGUAAUAACGAAAAUAUAAAAUAAAUCGAAAUGUCUCGUCUGCUAUUGAUCGUUUUCGAAAUCGAGUCAGACAUUUUGGAUUUGUGUAAAAACCAAAAACUAUUGUAAGUGUCUAUAGCAUGUUUUUUACUAACAUUUUCUUUGGAAACGCAGUUGAUAAAUAAAAUAAAGGAAGCUGAAAAAUCUAGUUGAAAUUAAACUUUUGCAAUGUUUUUAAUGAUAUUACUCGAAUUUUGAAUCGAUAUUUUAAACUAGGUUUGGAAAUUAGUGUUAAUUUAAGGUUGGCACACAUUAUUUGUUAGGUGUAAUUGUUGUAAGGUACUAAUAAAAACAUAGCAAUCAAAAUAUUGUUUUAAGUAUUAUUAUGUGUUCAUUUGGAAUUGCUACAAGCGCGUUCGUUUAUUCUUUAAGAAAAAUAAUAUUUGCUAGUUUUUUAUACAUUGCGUAUUUACUAUUAUUGUGCUAUAUGACGAUAUAAUGUGUGGCAGCCUUUAUUGGACCAGCUUCGAAAUUACCAGAAUUCGCUGGUUCAAGACUAUUAUAAAGGACUAUUUGUAUUUCAAUUUGGACACUGCUUUUACGUACCAUAACCUUAUUUAUAUGAACUAUUGUAUAAAAUAGUUAAUUGAACAAUUUUACUAUUGAAUAGUAAAAUUCUAGGGGCUGUUAUAUUUAUACAUAGUAGGUUUUUAUUGAUUGUAUAUUUUUGUUUCUGUUAGUAUUAUGCGAAUGUUAAGUGCAGCUGUGUAAAUGUUUUCUCCAAUGAUGCGUUGAAAUAAAGUUUUAUGUUACUUGAUGAAAUUGUCGUUAGCUUUUGUUUAAUUUUACGCGUUUUUGGAAAAAUCAUAUUUGGAUAUUUGGGUAGGCCUAACUAUAUAAUCUCGUUUAGCAUAGUUACGUUACCAUUUUCGGUGUCGUAUGUUAUUGUAAUUGUACAUAGUUUUAACUUAAGGGUUUCCAUAUAUUAUGAAGAUGGGUUGUUAAUAUAAACACAAUCUUAUGACGAGAAUAAAGCGAAUACGCCUAAAAUAACAUAUAGUACAUAAAACAUAUCAAACUGAUGUUACAUGUUAUUUAAAAGCCAGUUUAGCUAGAUCUCUACUCUAUAUUGAUUUACGAAGCAAAGUUUUGUGAUUCGCUUGCAUGUAGAGGCCUAUUUAAAAUGGUCGGCAGUUUGAAAUUUAAAAAUUGAGCUUCCGAUGUUAAUUUUGCAAAUAGUUUUAUCGAGUUAAAAAGUACAUACAAUAAACGUGUCUAAAAAUGACGAAAAAAAAAAUGUAAUUUUGAAAUAAAUAUUUUGAUGUUUUCUUCAAUUAAAGCAACUGUUUGCUCAAGCCAGUGGCGUUUUACAAUUGUUUUAAAAAGUUCGCUAAUUUUAAAAUUGUACUCUCUUUUGUUAUUUUCUAUGACGUUGUAUUCGUUGAUGAUUUGACGUUAUAAUGUAUAUUCUGACUUUAAAUGUAAUGUUAAAUUAUACAACAUGACGUCAAAUUAUUAACCCUAAAAAGUCUGAUUAAUUGAUUUGAGAUUUGUGUAAUCCAUGUGAUAAAAAAGUAAAAAAUAUACAAAUAA